UCCAUACAGUUUCAAGAAUAGAAUUUUUGUCUUCCAUUAAUAAUGGCUCUCUCAACGGAAAUCGAAACCGUCGAUCCUCCAUUCUCUUCAGAAAUAACAGAAACCCCGGCCGACGACGACGGCGACAAGGCCGCCAUUGUGAGGGCCCUGUACGCGGCGCUGGCGGCCGGCGACAGCGGCAAGGUGGGCGGGAUCGUGGCGGGCGAUCUAGAGUGGUGGUUCCACGGGCCGCAGAAGUGCCACCACAUGAUGAACAUGCUGACCGGGAAGUCAACGGCGUUCCGGUUCGAGCCGCGGAGCGUGGACGUGAUCGAGGACCGGGUGAUCGUGGAGGGGUGGGAAGGGGCGCAGGCCUACUGGGUCCACGUCUGGACCAUUCAGCACGGCUUGAUUACUCAGUUCCGGGAGUACUUCAACACCUGGCUCACCGUCACCGAGCUCCGGCGCGUUGGCCGCCUCAGCUCCUCCACGGUCUGGUGGAGCCACCCCCGGGACCUCGCCAAACGCUCACUCCCGGGACUUAUGCUCACCAUUUAACACUGUCUCAAACUAUUAUAUGAGAAUGUGAACUGUGUAAACUUCACUUUUAUGUAAUAAUUUCUAAAUUAUUUAGAAGGGGUAAACUGUACUAGAAAAAUUAUAUGCUAUAGAUAGGGACCAAAUCCUUUUUUCUUAUUCUAUGAUGUAUGAAAAAUAAUUAAUGGAUGAAAAUUUUAUUAUUAUGCUAAAAA
Messenger RNA from Ipomoea triloba (trilobed morning glory), 731 nucleotides. RefSeq names its product wound-induced protein 1-like. Lineage: Eukaryota; Viridiplantae; Streptophyta; Magnoliopsida; Solanales; Convolvulaceae. The transcript has a single exon. The record is from RefSeq and is a predicted model, not a curated record. Bases 43 to 537 code for a protein of 164 amino acids.